This is a messenger RNA of Solenopsis invicta (red fire ant), 3412 nucleotides long. Its product is annotated as NADPH oxidase 5. The transcript is spliced from 16 exons. Gene Ontology annotation, cellular component: plasma membrane; NADPH oxidase complex. NCBI's taxonomy places the organism in Eukaryota, Metazoa, Arthropoda, Insecta, Hymenoptera, Formicidae. Bases 716 to 3256 code for a protein of 846 amino acids. Gene Ontology annotation, biological process: defense response; superoxide anion generation. Gene Ontology annotation, molecular function: superoxide-generating NAD(P)H oxidase activity; calcium ion binding. The record is from RefSeq and is a predicted model, not a curated record.
GACGUUCGCAAACUCUCUCUAUCAUCCGUAGUACUCGCAUACGCAUUCGAUGCACCAUACAACGCAGCGAUUCUCGAUAAAUCAAGCAGUACAUAGUAAGAGAUGAACUAUCGAAAAUACAACACGCAUUAGACAAAGAUAGUAAGAGACGGAUGAAACUUAAUACACAAAAACGGUAGAGUGAGGUGUUUUGUGCAGUGGGUAUUUUGUGUAAACUGUAACUCUAAUUUUCCUAAACAAUGCAAUAGAUAAAAGGCUGCCGUUUUAGUACGUUAUUUGUCGUUUGAAUACGCAUUAGAAAUUUCAAACCGAUCGGACGUUUCAUGCGUAUUUUACAAGCAGUAGUUUGUUUUGUGGCACCGCAGAUUUAUUCUUCUGCAAAAUAUGUCGCUACUUUUGCCAAGUAUCUCGUUGUUAUUUUCCAUAAUCUGUAUAUUGUGCGUCGUCAUUGGAAUGUUUACUAUCAAGAAAUAUUGUGCAUUGCGAAAAAUAUUCAGUAUUUUUGCCACAGAGCGGGAUUUAUGACAGAUGGGCAUUAGAGAUGUUUUGUGCAACAUAACAAAGCAUUAUGUGAGGUAAUUCUUGGGAAAAUAUUAACACUGUUGAAUCAAGAUUGAGACAAGUUACUGAAACAAGAUAAAUGGCUUGAAUUUCUCAAGAAAAGACUGACUUAAUUGAUUACGAGAAUUCGGAUUGCGUAACAUCUGCCCAAAUUAUGGAUAUCAUAGCUGGCGUGAAUAAUCCCAGACCGUCUGCUGACUUCGAUAAAGGAAACGUAGAAUGGUUGGAAAAAAUAUUUAAGCAAACCGUUGGAAACAAGGAGGAAAUAUGCCUCGAAGAAUUCAAAACAAUCGUCACAUCAAAGAACCCAUUCUUUAUCGAGAGAGUAUUUCAAAUAUUCGACAAAGACGACUCCGGCGCAAUAUCGCUUUCAGAAUUUUUAGACGCCAUGCAUCAAUUUGCUGGAAAAUCUCCGAAUGAUAAGAUUAAGUUCCUCUUCAGAGUUUAUGAUAUCGAUGGUGAUGGCUUAAUACAAUUUUACGAGCUGGAGCAUGUAAUGAGAGCUUGUAUGGAAGAAAAUGGUUUGAAGUUCAGCGACGAGCAAAUCAAUAAACUAACAGUUGCACUCAUUGAAGACGCUGAUGAAGGCAACAAAGAAACGAUCACUUUUGAAGCUCUAAAAAAGCAGUUAGAGAAGCGAGAAGGACUGCUGGAAAAUCUCUCAACCAGCAUAGACCGAUGGUUGGUACCACCGCAGCCGAAGAUAAAGCAAAAAUCCGUUCCGGAGACUUUAUCGUCCUUUCUUCCGUAUCAAUUUACAAAACCAUACAUAAAGAACAAUUAUGUCUACAUUGCUUUUAUUUCGAUAUUCAUAUUUAUCAACGUCGCUCUUUUCGUCACCCGUCUCUACGAAUAUCGAAAUGAAAGUGCCUAUAUAAUGCUUGCGCGUGCAUGCGGGCAAUGUCUGAAUUUUGACUGCUCGUUCAUUCUGGUCUUGAUGUUACGCCAGUGCAUUACAUUUUUGCGAUCGCAUAGCUUCAAUUCUGUAGUGCCUCUAGAUCAUCAUAUAUAUCUUCAUAAAAUGACGGGGAUAUUGAUCGGAAUCUUUGGCACUGUACACACUCUGAUGCAUCUUAUUUACCGCGGUACGGUAAUAAUCAAAGACGAGAAGAUAAAUAGCAAAAAUUAUACCAUGUUCGAAAAGUUAUUAACGAGUCAACCCAGUCAACAAAAUUCGACCGAAAAAUUUGGUCUGGCGGCAGGCAGUGAAUAUCCGACUGGGGUACUUCUGCUUAUUAUACUCUUUAUUAUGAUUGUUUGUUCCAUGCCGUUUGUACGCCGUGGAGGUUGUUUUCAGAUAUUUCAUUGGUCCCACCUGCUAUACGUACCAUUCUGGAUUCUGAUGAUCUUCCAUGGCUCUAACUACUGGAAAUGGUUUAUCAUCCCAGGCAUUAUAUAUUUAGUAGAAAAGAUUCGUCGGCUAGUGUGGGUGCGUUCUGAGCAGCGAAAAACAUAUAUAAUUUCCGGUUUGAUUCGGCCUUCGAAGGUGAUUCGCCUGGUUAUCAAGAGACCACUUAAUUUUCAUUUUAAUCCCGGUGAUUAUGUGUUUAUUAAAAUUCCGGAGAUAGCAAGAUACGAAUGGCAUCCUUUUACAAUUAGCAGUGCUCCCGAACAAGAAGAUUAUAUAUCGCUGCAUAUUCGUGUAAAUGGUGAAUGGACCAAGAGUUUGUAUUCAUACUUUGAAGACGGGCAACAAAAACUUCAAUGUGAUGAUAUUUUGCCUGCCAAGAAUUGUGAUACUCCAGAAAAAAAACCUUUCCUCAGUGGUAAAAAGACAUCAUUUAUCAUGUUUCAAAAAGCUUUGACGGAAUCCAGGCCUCAUACUCACACUCCGGAUACGUUCGUUUCUGAUCUAUCGAAUGUCGUACCACCUUUGCGUGCAUCAAUUAAUAAUGAGUCAAUACAUUUAAGAAAUAUUACAGAAGUUACACCUACAUCAGUACAAAUUGCGGCGGAGGAAGGAAAAUUGAGUCAAGGGUUAAAUGAAGCUAUCGGUGGUUCGGAUAAUUUAGAUGUGAAAUCGACAGCCAACACUUCUUUUCAACCAAAUAUAAAUUAUCCUAUAGGUAAUCAAUUGGAGAUAUUUUUAGACGGUUCUUAUGGAGCACCGUCAAGUCACAUUUUCCGAGCGCAACAUGCUGUCCUGAUCGCCACAGGAAUCGGAGUUACACCCUUUGCCUCUAUAUUGCAAUCAAUUAUGUAUCGUUAUUGGGAAGCGAGACACACCUGUCCAAAAUGUUCUUUCUCUUGGAAUAGUAAAAUUCCGCAUACUGUAAUGAAUUUACGGAAGGUGGACUUCUUCUGGAUUAACCGUGACCAACGUUCGUUUGAAUGGUUUGUAAACUUACUGUCUCGCCUCGAAAUUGAACAGGCUGAGUUGGGCACCACCAUGGAACACUUCCUAGAGAUGCAUAUGUACAUCACAAGCGCAUUGCAAAAGAGCGACAUGAAAGCAGUUGGCUUACAAUUAGCACUAGAACUUUUGCACGAAAAGGAAAAACGAGACCUUGUCACAGGCUUGAAAACUAGAACGAAUGCGGGUCGCCCCAAUUGGAAUGAGGUAUUCAAGCAACUCCAGAAUAAGAACAAAGGAAAAGUUACAGUCUUCUUUUGUGGAAAAUCACACGAACUUACCAGGACUCUUCGACGUAAAUGCGAUGAAUUCGGAUUUCAUUUUAGAAAAGAAUCUUUCUGAUAUUUGAGAAAGAAACAAAUAUAAUAAUCAUUGUGUUGGAAAUUAUAUUGUGUAUGAAAAAUGUUAACAUAGAAGUUAAUAAUUGAUCGUGCAUACAUUUCUGUGUUAUUCCCACAAAUUAUAGAUGUAUGUAUAAUAUAAUUGUUCUUCAAUGUU